This is a messenger RNA of Spinacia oleracea (spinach), 2173 nucleotides long. RefSeq names its product BTB/POZ domain-containing protein At3g19850. Gene Ontology annotation, molecular function: protein binding. The record is from RefSeq and is a predicted model, not a curated record. NCBI's taxonomy places the organism in Eukaryota, Viridiplantae, Streptophyta, Magnoliopsida, Caryophyllales, Amaranthaceae. The transcript has 3 exons. The coding region runs from base 169 to 1974 and encodes 601 amino acids.
ACUACACACACAUGCUAUCCUAUUACACAAAGCACUGUCUAUUUCACCUCACGCCAAUUAACUCUCACAUAACAUUAUAACACCCCACCCCCCCUUUCUCUCCUCUGUCAUUCAAAUUUAAUUUAAUUUGGGGGCUUUCAUUCAUUCAAUGUAAAUAAGCACAAAACUAUGGCAAACUACCAAUGUGAUCUCCAAAUCCAUGUCAAUGGCCAACAAACAUUCUUCCUCAAUCAGAAAAUCCUUUCAUCAUUCUCAGGGAAGCUGAAGAGACUGAUCAAACAAGAAAAGAAAAGAAGUCAUAGCAAGAAUUUGAGCUUUACCCUUGAUGGUUUCCCAGGAGGUUCAGAUGGGUUUGAGCUUGUUUCAAGAUUCUGCUACAACAAAGGCCGAAUUCCGAUCACAGUUCAUAAUGUUUCUCAACUCUAUUGCGCUUCGAUUUUUCUGGGUAUGACUGAUAAAUUCUCCAGUUGUAAUCUUCUGCAACAAUCUGAAACUUUUCUUGAAGAAAUGUUUCAUUGGUCGUGGGGUGAUGUGCUUUUCUGCUUAACAACUUGUGAACCUUUCUUUUCUUUGGCUGAUUCUAGUACCCUAAUUGAUAAGCUUAUCACCACUUUGCUUGCUAAAAUUGCACAAAACUCAGAUAUUUCCCUAAUAUUUUCUUCGAAUUCCUCCUCUUCGUCUUCUCCUGAUAACACUAUGUCACGAAGAAUUCGGCUUUCAAGUUCAUCAAAUAAGACUAAUACACCCGAUUUGAGCAAACCACUGUCAGGUUCAAGCACCAAUUAUACAAGCAGUAACACUAAAGCAUGGUGGUUUGAUGACUUAGCAACACUAUCACCCAUGGUUAUAGAGAGGGUAAUAAGGAAUUUGGGUGCUUUUGGAAGUGACAAUAACAGCUUAUUACUCACCAAAUUCACCCUUCAUUACCUUAAAACCGCGCUGCAAAGCAAGAAAAAGAGCUUAAUUUACUCGAAAGCUGAUUACAGCGGACUUGCAGAUACGGCUGUGUAUGGGGUGAUUCUGAUGGGAAGGACUGCAUUCUCUUGCAGAGCAUUGUUUUGGGUAAUGAGGCUUGUAACAGGAUUUGGACUUAGCAAAGUCUGCAGCAGUGGAUUGGAGAGACUGAUUGGAAGUAUGCUUGAUUCGGCGAAACUGGAUGAUUUAUUAAUAUCUGGUGGUCAUAGUAGUAGUAGUACUGAUGGGAGUAAUAAUGUUGGAGGAGUUUAUGAUGUUAAUCUUGUAAUAAGAUUAAUUAGAGUGUUUGUACAUUGUGAAACUGUUUCAUUACCAAGAAUGAAGAAAGUUGGGUGGUUGGUAGAUCAGUACUUGGCAGAAAUUUCACCUGAUCACAACCUUAAGAUCUCCAAAUUCAUUGGUGUUGCACAAAGUUUACCAGAUUCUGCUAGAGAUUGCUUUGAUGGAGUCUACAGAGCCAUUGAUAUCUACCUCGAGUCUCAUCCGACCCUCUCAUUUGAAGAACGAUCAAGGUUAUGUCGAUGCCUAAACUACGAAAAACUGUCAUUGGAAGCAUGCAAGGAGUUAGCAAAGAACCCAAGGAUCCCCCCUAGAGUAGCAGUUCAAGCACUUGCUUCUCAAAAACACACAAAUUACGAGCCCCCGUUGAAAUCAGACCAAUUAGAAUACUAUUGUGAGAGUCCUAGCAUAAUCAAGAGCAACAAACAUCAAAUUGUUGUGUAUGGAUCAAAACAACUAACAACACAAAAAUAUGAUCAUCACGACAAUGCAGAAGAUGAUGAUGAUGAUGAUGAUGAUGAUGAUGAUGAUGAUGAAUGUGUAUCAGAAAGAAGUGAAGAUAUGAAGUUGAAUAUGCAAAGAAUGCAAUGGAGAGUGUUGGAAUUGGAGAAUUUGUGUAAGGAAAUGAAGACUCAAAUGACCAAAAUGGUGAGCCAUAACAACAACAAAUCAUUUACCUCCCCUACAACAACAUACAAUAGACCAACUAGACUUUGUUAAUAUUAUAUUCUUGCCCCCUUUUUUUUUAAAAAAAAAAAAACUCUCAACAAGUGUAUAAGAUGAUUUUUUUUUUUUGUCUUUCUUCUUUUUAUAUUUUCCUCCCAAUAUUUAAAAUUUUGUGUCUUCAAUAUUGGUAUACUAAUUAAGCUUGUAAAUUUGAGGGUGUGUAUGUUAUUAGCUUGAGAAGUUACUUCUAUAA